Molecule: messenger RNA, 1984 nt
Organism: Suillus subalutaceus
Lineage: Eukaryota; Fungi; Basidiomycota; Agaricomycetes; Boletales; Suillaceae
Product: permease for cytosine/purines, uracil, thiamine, allantoin-domain-containing protein
Exons: 10
Coding region: 176-1723 (515 amino acids)
Biological process (GO): transmembrane transport
Cellular component (GO): plasma membrane; fungal-type vacuole membrane
Molecular function (GO): transmembrane transporter activity
Source: RefSeq, a predicted model, not a curated record
CGAAAAACACACACUCUGGGGCUCUUUUGACUAUUGAAUGGCUGACGCAUUCAAUGGACGCCAGCGCAUCGCCAGCAUGGCCCUCUUCACAAUGCACUGUUCAAAUACUUCGUAACUGUACACUUGACAUUCCUGCCGUGCCCUUGUCAUUCUGCAUAUCUCCCCGAAAACCGCCAUGUCUGCCUCCCCAGGCCAUUACCCAGAUGAUGAGGAGAAAUCUGUCGCCGGACUUGAAGAUACUAAAGAUGUGUACGUGAUCGAAGCAGCGCCAGAUCGCGUGAUCGUAAGGCGUUUUGGUAAAUUGGGACCCCUUCUAUCGAGACUCUUUGCAAGCGGUGUCGAAGCCCGUGGAGUAGAGCGUAUGCCAGAAAACCAGCGCGAGUCGAAAAAUGCCUGGAAUAACAUCCUAAUGUGGUGGUCUGUUAACACAGUGUUUGAUAUGAUUCCCAUCGGCGUGCUCGCACAGUCAACUUUUACUUUGAGUUUCGGUCAUGCUGUAGCUACUAUCCUCUGCUUCGGCGCUCUCGGGGCCGUCGCGACAGCGUUUGUUGCUACCCUCGGCCCCAUAACGGGCCUCCGCACUAUGAUCAUCACCCGUUUCAGCUCGGGAUAUCUCGGUUGUACCAUCUACUCAGUCCUCAACAUCCUCACGCAGCUUGGCUUUGCCACGACGACUGUUAUUCUUGGAGGUCAAACCCUGUCCAACAUCAUCCCUGGUACCCUUCCGUCCAUAGUUGGAAUCAUCAUCAUUGGUGUGUGCUCCCUCAUCCCGUGCAUUGUCGGGUACAACAUGGUGCACGUCUACGAGCGCUAUGCAUGGAUAAUUACCCUGAUCAGCAUGCUCUUCCUUUGGGGUCUUGGCGGAAAAGCCGGAUAUGACAUCAACGUGCAAAAGCCACUUGGGGACACAGGGCACGCCCUCUCAGCAGACAUUCUCAGCUUCGGCGGGAUCGUAUUCGGCUUAUUCACUGGGUGGGCGCCAGUCGCGGCGGACUUUAACUGUCGGCUUCCCGCCGAUACACCACCUAUGCGCGUAUUUCUGCUUACGUUCUUCGGCUUGUUCAUCCCUAUUUGCUUUGUCGUGAUUCUCGGCACCGCCCUUAUGACCAUCACGGACCCUGCAUACGUCGCAGCGUUCAGAGGCGGUUCAACGGGUGGCCUUGUUGCGCAGGUCCUCUCGCCAUUGGGUCAUUUCGGCCAGUUUAUCCUCGUCCUGCUCGCGCUUUCUCUCAUUGCCAACAACAUCCCGAAUACUUACUCCGCGGGCUUGUCCAUGCAGGCACUUGGACGCCCGUUCGCCAUUAUUCCGCGCUUCUUCUGGGUACUGCUAGCCUUCGUGGUGUACACUGUUGCUGGUAUCGCAGGCCACGAGCAUUUUAUUACCAUCCUUUCCAAUUUCCUCAGAAUUCUCAGUGACUGGACGGCAUUCUUCAUUGUGAUCGUAGCUGAGGAACACUUCAUCUUCCGGCGGAAAAACGGACCACUUGGUGGGUACAACUUGGAUGAUUACGAUACGCCAUCAAAACUACCAGUAGGCGUAGCGGGUAUCCUUGCGGGGUGCUUUGGUGUCGCAGGUGCUGUCGUUGGGAUGUCACAGGCGUUGUACACAGGCCCACUUGGAGAGAUGGUAGGAGCAGAGAUCGGGUUUGAGCUCGCAGCAGCAUUUUCAGCUGUUACUUACCUUCCAUUGCGUGCGCUUGAAAUUAGGCUCACUGGUCGAUGAAUGGAAGUCUGCUGGUGCUGAUGUCAGCGAAGUGGUCCAAAGGAUUAUGAUAUACAUUUAUGUGCGUGGCUUACGUAUUAAGACGGAUGGCUAGAUCAUCCGGUAGAGCCAGCAGAGGCAAUAUAUUUCGAAGCGUCGAGGGUAGGAGUCGACCCCUUCAUAGUGUUGUUGGCAGAUUAUUGCCGUUCUGGCAGAACGGCAGAACUUGGUGUCCCCAACUCAUGCAGUAGAUCAUAUUUCGGGUGUAAACAAAUAUUGUCC